Diuraphis noxia (Russian wheat aphid) is the source of this 616-nucleotide messenger RNA. RefSeq names its product mitochondrial ribosomal protein L51 (gene mRpL51). Gene Ontology annotation, cellular component: mitochondrial large ribosomal subunit. Gene Ontology annotation, molecular function: structural constituent of ribosome. The record is from RefSeq and is a predicted model, not a curated record. NCBI's taxonomy places the organism in Eukaryota, Metazoa, Arthropoda, Insecta, Hemiptera, Aphididae. Gene Ontology annotation, biological process: translation.
UGAAAUCUUCAAUAUAUUUAAGUCAUCAUUUCCUUUAAUACAAUAGUAAUUUACCUUAAUUAAUAAUGCAGUCUCUUGUAAAUACUCUGAAAUUUUCGUAUUCAAAAAUCAACAUACAACCAGUUCGUCAUCGAUAUUGGAAAGAUCAACAAGGCGCUCGACCAUUAAUUCGACGAUAUGGUUAUAAUGAUGAUAAAAUUCUCCAGUCAGGGCUAUUGCCACGAUCGGCCGAUGAAACAAAACGAUUACCAAUGCCCAUAUACAAGCCUAAAGAUGUUUGGAAUGAACGCAGAGCUCUUUUUGGACAAAAUGAUUACAUUGAUAUUUUAGGAGAUGAUUCUGUGCAUCCUGUCCGAGUACUAUACAAUGUGCCAUCCUGGUUGAGAGGAGUAAAAGGCAAUGAAUUUCAAAUAUUAUUAAGGAAGAGAAAGAUGUUACAACAUGGUGUAUAUCCAGUGGCCAGACCAACAAAGUGGAGUCAAAUGCAAAAACGAAUUAAAUAUUUGUAUACUUUCUUGAAUAGAAAAACUAGAACUGGAAUGGAAAAAUAAUAACUUAAUAUGUUAAGAAAAAAAAAAAAAUAAAUAGUAAUUAAAAUGAUUGGUAUUUUGUAUAA